AUGACCCAGCCGAGAGAAAAGAAGAUUGGACGAUGGUAUUUUGGAGGAUUGGCCUCGGCUGGGGCAGCCUGCUGCACUCAUCCACUUGAUUUGCUAAAGGUACAUCUACAAACGCAGCAGGCUGGAAAAAUCACACUCGGACAAAUGGCGGUUAAACUACACAAAUCGGAUGGAUUGCUCGCAUUCUACAAUGGCCUCUCUGCAUCAUUGCUGCGACAACUAACCUAUUCAACGACAAGAUUUGCGGUUUAUGAAAGCCUGAAAAAGCAAUAUCCAUCAGAUAAAAACCUGCCUUUCCUACAAAAAGCCUUAUUGGCUGGUGUUUCUGGGGCACUUGGCGGGCUAGUGGGAACUCCGGGCGAUCUUGUCAACGUUCGAAUGCAAAAUGAUGUCAAGUUGCCUCCUGCUGAAAGAAGAAAUUACAAACACGCAUUAGAUGGAGUCCUAAGAAUCAUUCGUGAAGAAGGCAUAGCGCGAUUGUUCGGGGGGGCAACAAUGGCUACAUCAAGAGCAAUUUUGAUGACUAUCGGACAACUUGCUUUCUACGACCAGAUCAAACAGACGAUUCUCGCAUCGGGAUUGGCUCAAGACAACUUGGCUACUCAUUUUGCGGCGUCUAUUACCGCGGCAUCAAUUGCUACCUUGAUGACACAGCCUAUGGAUGUGCUGAAGACAAGAAUGAUGAACGCUUCUCCCGGGCAGUUUAAGAGCAUUAUGGACUGCUUCGUGUUCACAGCAAAGCUCGGGCCAGCCGGUUUUUUCAAGGGAUUUGUUCCUGCAUGGAGCAACACGGAGAAAAGAGAAGGGUUCGAGUUGAUGGCGGCUGACGUGCAGAAGAGUUUGGCUAGGAGAUUUGGAAUCCCACUUGCUGCCGUCGCUCUUGGAGGGGGAAUCGCUCUUGCCUCAAUCUAUUACGUGAAGAAAGGAUAUCGUGCCGUGAUCGUCGAUCGACUCAGCGGGGUUCAAGAAGGUGACGAAUCCGUUGGAGAAGGCUUUCAUCUACUCGUUCCGUUCAAGCAGCGUGCCGUUGUCUUCGACGUCCAACAAACGCACAAAGAGUUUCAAUUGGAGCUCAAGUCAAAAGAUAAUAAAGAGGUAUCAAUUGUUGCGUGUAUUGUCUUUCGACUACAAGUGGAGCGCCUCGUCUUCAUUUACAAAAACUUCGGACCAAACUACGAGCAACAACUCCUAAAAUUUGUACAGGAAACUUUUUCGAAGGCCACAAGAGACUUUGAAAGCUUAAUACUGGCUGACGACACUGAAGGAUUUACAAAGAAGAUCUUCGACAAGCUAAAGGAAAAUAUGAACAAAAUGGACGUCGUAUUGGAAGAUUUGGAGAUGAAAAAUGUUUUCAUCGAAGGAUCAGAUGCUCAAGAAUACGCUCAAAAGACGCAGGCUCAAAGACAAAGCGAAAGCAGAUUGAAGGAGCUCGGUUCUAACUCUUCUGCUUCACUUAAUAUAGUCACUGCCAUGAAAAAUCCACAGGAUGAAACAUUGAAAGAAAAGCGCAAACUUUCAAACACAAUAAAGUUGGAUCAUCUGGAAAACAAAAUGCCGGGGACGAACAGUAUCAAUGAUAACAAGGAGAACGAAAAGUUCCAAGAUGUCUUGAAAUUAGAUAGUAAUUUGGCUUUGGAAGAUUGUCCUUCAUCUUCAACUAAUCAGCAAAAGUCUCCUUUGGAAGUGAUCUUGGAUUCUGUUGAACCAUUUUCAUGGAGUGAAGAGAUGGAAAAAUCUACUGAAACUGAAAUUUCCAACAAAUCACAACACACGGGUGAUAGACGAGAUAGCCAAGGAACACCUGACUCUUCUGAUGGCUCCGUGGAUAGCGGAAGGGCUACGGGACCUCCAAACUUUCAGAAUGCUUAUGGAGAGAUUGUACCUCAGUAUGAAUUUGAAAUUCAUAAUGGAUUGGUGGGAUUGGUGAUUGGUGUUGGUGGAAAGACGAUCAAGGAGUUGAGUACUAGAACGGGUGUCGUAAUGGAAAUUAAACCUCAUCAUGAGCCUGGAAAACAUGAAUCACAUCAAAUCUGUCAGGUUCGAGGCAAACGUGAGCAGAUCAACAAAUGUCUUUGCAUGCUCAGGAACCGCUUCCCGGCUGAAAGGUUCCCUGAAUUGAACUUGCAACCAGUUCUACCGGGAAAUCCUCCGUUGACUGAUCAACCCAUUCAAGCUUCAUGGUUAACUCUUCCUGAAUAUGUGCCAACCGAAGUCGUCGUUGUUUCCAUGGUUGAUCCGGGUCAUAUCUUUUUGCAACAGCCCACACAUCCUUCAUUCAAUUCGCUGACACUUCUUGACCGAUAUAUGCUUCAAAUUUACACUCAAAGCACGGACACACCAACAAUACCCAAGGAGAAUUGUUCAACCGGAGUACUUUGUGCAGCACCGGUUCUGCAAGCCUGGUUCCGCGCUUUGACUGUCAACUAUUUUGAAGACACAGACGAGGUUCUGAUUCGUUUUGUGGACUAUGGUGGCUAUUUGAAAGUCAAGAGGGAGAUUCUUCGGCAAAUUCGCACUGAUUUGAUGUCACUUCCAUUCCAAGCUGUCGAAUGUUAUCUGGCAAAUGUUCAACCUGUCGAUGGUACCUGGACGUGGUCUACUGAAGCAUAUCAAAUGCUAAAAGAAGUGACGCACGGAAAAGUGAUUGAGGCACACAUCGUCGGGUAUCAUGUCGAGGACCAUGUGCCCUUUGUUGAGCUUUCCAUUCCAGACGGCAACAACCCGCAUCCACUGCGCGUCGAUUGGAUGUUGAUGAAUAUGGGCCUUGCCAAAUCUGCUGACCCUAGCAAGAUGCAACGGGUUCCAAAGACAAAGUCGUGGGUUGCCCAGUCGAGCCCCAGUCCAAAAACAACAACCAACCACCAC
Messenger RNA from Mesorhabditis belari, 2865 nucleotides. NCBI's taxonomy places the organism in Eukaryota, Metazoa, Nematoda, Chromadorea, Rhabditida, Rhabditidae. The record is from the annotation of a GenBank genome assembly.